Aspergillus ibericus CBS 121593 is the source of this 1056-nucleotide messenger RNA. RefSeq names its product HD domain-containing protein. Gene Ontology annotation, molecular function: 5'-deoxynucleotidase activity. Lineage: Eukaryota; Fungi; Ascomycota; Eurotiomycetes; Eurotiales; Aspergillaceae. The transcript has 2 exons. Gene Ontology annotation, cellular component: cytoplasm. The record is from RefSeq and is a predicted model, not a curated record. The coding region runs from base 243 to 905 and encodes 220 amino acids.
CGAGCCGAGCAUAAAACACGGAGAGAGGAGAUGGAACGAGGAGAUCCCCAACUCUGAAGUCACUAGUUAAUGGCGAUCCGCUGACUGGUCCAACCAAUCCGACCGCUUUUCUCCCCGCAGUUUCUCUUCUCCUCUUCUCUCUUCCUCUUUUCUUCCCUCUCAGCCUGUGUCAAUUUCAUUUGAUUUCUUUCUUAUCCCUUGAUAUUUUCUUCUACUCUCCACUCUUCAUCUAUCCUCUCAACAUGGGUUCUGAAAACCCCUCCAAUCCCCUCUGGACCACUCAGUCCGUCCUGAGCACCCUCCCCCACCCCCCGGAGGAGAACUCCGCGUCGCCGAUCCCCUUCUUCCACCUCCUCGAGCGUCUCAAGACCACCAAGCGUGAAGGCUGGCGCCGGUUCGGCAUCAACUCUGGCGAAUCCAUCUCCGACCACAUGUACCGCAUGUCGGUGAUGACCAUGUUCGCACCGCCCUCGCUGGCCUCCCGCCUCAACCUACCACACUGCAUGAAGAUGGCCUUGGUCCACGAUAUGGCCGAGUCUCUUGUCGGCGACAUCACCCCCGUGGACAAGGUCGACAAGCCCGAGAAGGCGCGUCGCGAGGCCGCAGUCAUGGAUUACAUUGCCAACAACCUCCUGGGCGGCGUGCCGGGUGGCAUGCUGACGGGUCAGGAGAUCCUGAAGGUGUUCAACGAGUACGAGGCCAAUGAGACGCUGGAGGCGCAGUUCGUUCAUGAUGUCGACAAGAUGGAGCUGCUGCUGCAGAUGGUGGAGUACGAGCGUGCCAACGGCAUCGAUCUGACCGAGUUUUGCCACGUCGCGAGCAAGGUCCAACUCCCGGAGACGAAGGAGUGGGCGGCGACGGUGUUGCAGGAGCGGGAGGCAUUCUGGAAGAGCAAGACUGCAUGAUGUGAUACACAUACAUAUAUGGCGUUAUGUUUAUAACUGUGGAUGUGGACAUGGAUGGACGAACGGAUAUGUUUUCGGAUGCUGCGUGCGGCGUUAGGCUGUGUUAAUUCUCUAGACUAGCAAUAGACAUCAUACAUACCUUCUAUACUAC